UAAACGAAGCGUCUCUGUACGGAGGCCGAGAGGGGAGUGGCGCGGCGGAUAGAGCAGAAAGACAUUGAAAACACCAAUAUCAUUUCAGUUCAUCUGAUUAUAGAGGAUAAUAUUUUAAUCCGCCGGUACCGAAGACAAUCGGCGGGGUUCCUUCACGUAGUCUUCCUUUUUCUCCUAUAGGAUGGUGAGCUGAGCAGAGGAAAAGCACAAGUUAUUGGUGAACGCAUCUAUUCAGCUGUUGCCCGUUGUGAAUUAUAGGCGCGUUUGGGCCGCCGGUGCACCGGGCGGCUCCGUGAUCAUGCGGGAAUCAUGUCUUUGUGCGAGACUUGUUUAUGUCGGUUUAAACGCAGUCAAACAUGAAAAUCAUUUCCACGCUGAGUGCCGUGUGAGAUUAUUUUGAUUCUGACACCCGUUCAUACCGGAGAGAUGCGUGAGUAUAAAGUGGUGGUCCUCGGAAGCGGCGGGGUCGGUAAAUCCGCUCUCACCGUGCAGUUCGUCACCGGGACGUUUAUCGAGAAGUACGACCCGACCAUCGAGGAUUUUUACCGUAAGGAGAUCGAGGUGGACUCGUCGCCGUCGGUGCUGGAGAUCCUCGACACGGCGGGCACGGAGCAGUUCGCGUCCAUGCGGGACCUGUACAUUAAAAACGGACAGGGCUUCAUUCUGGUCUACAGUCUGGUCAACCAGCAGAGCUUUCAAGACAUUAAACCGAUGAGAGAUCAGAUCAUCCGAGUGAAGAGGUAUGAGAAGGUUCCUGUGAUCUUGGUGGGGAAUAAGGUGGAUCUGGAGAGUGAGCGUGAGGUUUCUGUGAGAGAGGGACAGGCGCUGUCCGAGGAGUGGGGUUGUCCGUUCAUUGAGACCUCCGCCAAGAGCAAGACAAUGGUGGACGAACUCUUUGCUGAGAUUGUGCGGCAGAUGGACUACGCAGCACAGCCGGAUAAAGAUGAUCCAUGCUGCUCCUCCUGCAAUAUACAAUAACCCUCCAAACCAAACACAGAACUCACAUUUCAGUAGCUUUCAUUGACCUUCUAGUGUCUGUGUUUUUCCAUCAUCUACAGACUUUAAAUUUGGGCUGACUCAACCACAGGAAAUGCACUUGCCUUAUGUCUCACAUUUCUUGUAUUUACAGGAUCCUGCAGUGGGGAUGUAUGAUAUUUUACGUUUUGGGUUUUAUGGUCUUGAUGAUUUUAUCUGAAUUUGUCACCAGGUGAGAGACCUAGAGAAGAAAAGGGUUCUUAGCCAUAUGCUAAGUGUUUUAUCCAUAAUUAUUUAAAGGUGAUAUGUGUAAUUUUUUCACUGUUAAAAUACUUUCUCCUAUCCCACCUUUCAGUGGAUAGACAGCUACGAGUAAGCUGUUUGUAGGUUUAUUCCCCUGAAAAAAGUGUAAACACUGUGGCGCUAUUAAAAUAUUGAAACUUCCAACAUUGACUCAAGCAAUGGUGUGAGUUUGGAGCAGAACUAUCUGUUUUCUCGUGUGUGUUCGUGAAAGCUAAUUGAAAACUGUUGUUAUUUUUGCCAGUAUUUUUGGUGACAAUAGUGGCUAGAAAAUUACACACUUCACCUUUAAUGAUUAGAUUUUAACAAUCAGUUAAUUGAAGAACAGAUGCCUAAAAACCAUCUGUUUCUCGAAUGAGUUGCCUACCUAAAGAGCAUUUUAAGCCAUCAAAGGCAUGCUCCUGACACAAAGGCACCUCCCAAAAGUAGGCCGAAUAAUUACUUAUGUUGCGUUCCAUUCUUCUAAGUUCCAAAAUGCGUGCCGAUUAAAGAUUGAGGCAUUUUAUUUUCUUUGAUAUUGAAUGUUUAUGUUCAGUAAUGUUCACGUUGCAGUUUCUAAGUUGGUUUUCAAGUUUGUUCCAAGUGUCAUUGCACUUUUCCAAAUGAAAAGUUGGAUGUUCCAACUUUCCUAGUUUAAUGGAAUGCAGCAUAAGGGGCCGUUCAGACCGAACGUGUUAUUGUGCUUAAAAAGCUAGAUGCAGCGCAACAAAUAAAACAACGCACCAUGCGUUUUUAAACGUUAAAGAUCUUUUUAACUUAACAUGGCAUCUGAAAAUGCAGUACUUUGGCAUGAGACGCAAAAAUGCAUUCGGUGUGAACGGCACUAAAUUGACAGGUCAUGGGGUGGAAGACAUUUCUACCAACACAAUCCGUUUUUGUUUAAAAGCAUUAAUUUCGCCAUGUUUAAACCUUUCAUCCAUGCUAGAACGGCGUUUUCCUCCACCGAAAAUGGAGCAUUUCGAAAACGCUCUCCAUUACCACAUAGUUUGGAGAACGAUGACGUUAAAAAAAACUGAAAUAAAACAAGAGGUUUCAAAACAAAACGGAUUAGUGUGGAUGUGGCUUAAUUCUCUCUUGCGCGCUCUCUAUAUCACUCCUUUCUCGCACGUCUCUUCAGUUUCUCAGCCCCCUUUCUACACUCACUAUCUUCAAUAUUCUGCCAUGGAUGUAUGGGUCAUUGAUGCUGAUGAUGAUUAUUAUUGGUGGACUGUAAAUUGAAAAAUUAGGUUAAGCUUGGACCUCCAGGAUGAACAGACAAAGAUUAAGAAGAUUGAUGGUGUGCAUAUGAGUGUAUGUCUAUUUGAGUGUAUGUGUUUGAAUAGAGAGCUCUGAGUCAGUAUUGAUUUUAUAUUUUUUUGUAUGGACGUGUGCUCAACUAUCGUGAACGACUGAAUGGUGACACUCUUUUGUUUGGCACCUAAAUAAAGUACAUUCAACACU
This is a messenger RNA of Myxocyprinus asiaticus (Chinese sucker), 2715 nucleotides long. Its product is annotated as ras-related protein Rap-2a-like. The record is from RefSeq and is a predicted model, not a curated record. Gene Ontology annotation, cellular component: plasma membrane. Gene Ontology annotation, molecular function: GTPase activity; GTP binding; GDP binding. Gene Ontology annotation, biological process: Rap protein signal transduction; negative regulation of cell migration. The coding region runs from base 427 to 978 and encodes 183 amino acids. NCBI's taxonomy places the organism in Eukaryota, Metazoa, Chordata, Actinopteri, Cypriniformes, Catostomidae. The transcript has 2 exons.